Messenger RNA from Malania oleifera, 1398 nucleotides. Its product is annotated as homeobox protein knotted-1-like 2. Gene Ontology annotation, molecular function: DNA-binding transcription factor activity, RNA polymerase II-specific; DNA binding. Gene Ontology annotation, biological process: regulation of DNA-templated transcription. The coding region runs from base 165 to 1205 and encodes 346 amino acids. The record is from RefSeq and is a predicted model, not a curated record. Lineage: Eukaryota; Viridiplantae; Streptophyta; Magnoliopsida; Santalales; Ximeniaceae. The transcript has 5 exons. Gene Ontology annotation, cellular component: nucleus.
GGAAGAAAAAUUCAUUAAAAAGUUGGGCCAACAAUGGCUUCUGUAGCACCGCUACACGAAGCCUUUCUUCCGUAUAAUUAAUGCACACAUACAUCCAGAUGGGAUGAUUUUAUCUUCCUUCUUCACUAGACCUAGAACCUAGCAGCAGUCAUUGAUUAAUUGUCAUGGAGGAAAUGUACGGCCUGCGUUGCACGAGGGGCGAGUACUACUCGCCGGAGAAUCUGCUUCCGCCGCCGCCGCCGCCGCCGCCGUCGACGUCGGAGGAUUAUUCUUACGCCUAUGCGGCGGGACCGUUUCGGCUUCCCAUGUUGGGAUCGGAGCAGGAGACUGCGCUGCUGUCGGCGGCGGCCUUGUCCAAAGCUGAGGCGACAGAUUCCGCCAAUAUCAACGUCGCACCGCAACUUAUUCAACGACCGGAAGAUGAAGAAGAAGAAGAAAAAGAAGAGGAAGAAGAAAAUCGUAUGUGGAGCAGUAGUAGUGCUACUGCGACUACUACGGUGAUCAAAGCCAGGAUCGCCUCUCAUCCUUGCUAUCCCAGAUUGCUCCAAGCGUACAUAGAUUGUCAGAAGGUGGGGGCGCCGCCGGAGGUUGCCUGUGUGUUAGAUGAAAUCCGGCGACAGUGCGAUCUUCGUAAGACAGAUACUUCUGUUACCACGUGCUUGGGAUUGGAUCCCGACCUCGACCACUUCAUGGAAAUGUUCUGUGAGGUGUUGGUGAAAUAUAAAUCAGAUCUAGAGAGGCCUUUGGACGAAGCAACCACCUUCUUUAAUAAUAUCCAAAUUCAGCUGCGUAACCUCUGCAACAAUGGUGCCUCCACUGCAACCCCUUCUGAUGAAGGUGCUGCUGUGUCAUCUGAUGAGGAAUUUAGCGGAGUAGAGAAAGAGGUGCUUCAGUCUCAAACAAGGGAUGAACAUGGAGAUCUUAAAGAUAGACUUUUACGUAGAUAUGGCAGUCAUAUAGGUUCGUUGAAGCUGGAAUUUUCGAAGAAGAGGAAGAAAGGAAAGCUACCGAGAGAGGCAAGGCAAAGACUGCUCGAUUGGUGGAAUGUUCACCACAAAUGGCCGUAUCCAUCGGAAGCUGAUAAAAUUGCGCUUGUGGAAUCAACAGGCUUAGAUCACAAGCAAAUUAACAAUUGGUUCAUCAAUCAACGGAAGCGUCACUGGAAGCCAGCAGAGAGCUUGCAGUUUUCUGUCAUGGAUAUAUAAUAUAAUCUUUCUAGAUAAUUUGAUGCCCAUUGUUAGCAACUUAAUUGUACAUUCUGAAGUGCUAUUGCUUCAUGUAGGUUUAUUCUGGAUUGGUAAGUCUGAACUGUAGUUGCAGCUAAUAACAGAACUCGAAUAGUUUUGAGCUAAUAACUUCUUUAUAUUUGUGGUAUUAGAAGCAAUGUUCUAUCUAUAA